Messenger RNA from Amblyraja radiata (thorny skate), 2811 nucleotides. RefSeq names its product N-acetylglucosamine-1-phosphodiester alpha-N-acetylglucosaminidase (gene nagpa). Bases 17 to 1846 code for a protein of 609 amino acids. The transcript has 11 exons. NCBI's taxonomy places the organism in Eukaryota, Metazoa, Chordata, Chondrichthyes, Rajiformes, Rajidae. Gene Ontology annotation, biological process: secretion of lysosomal enzymes. The record is from RefSeq and is a predicted model, not a curated record.
GCGACGCGACGCGAGGAUGGCGGUUGGCGGCGGCCGCGCGGCUGCCGUCCGCUGUCGGUCCUCACCGGCGAAGGGCCGUCGCCGCCGGCCGUGCGUCACCGGGCUGGCCUUGGGCCUGCUGUCCGUCUUCUGCACCGGCGGCGGGGUUGUGAACGGGACAUACUUAAACGAUCUGUUUCCGUAUUACCCUUUGGAACAUGGCUCACGGCAUGCUCAUCGAUACAUCAGAGAUUUCCAGCCUGUAAUAUUUGGGAACGUUACACAUGAGACGUGGCCUGCAGAUAAAUCCACUGAUCUUCCGGUUGCUCAAUCGACUGUGUUCGUGUCAAAGUUUCACACCAACGAGGGAAAGCCUAAAACAGUCACCGGCUACUUCACCUUUGUGAAUAGUCCACUGAAAACCGUCUCCAUUUUGGAACCACUGAAACCUGGAGGGUGCAGUCACCCGUACAUUGCAACAGUGCAAGAAUCCGCAAGAUCCAGGAAGUGUUUAGUGGCACAAAAUGGUGGCUUCUUUGACACAGACACGGGACGGUGCUUGGGUAAUGUUGUGAGUGAUGGAAAACUCGUACAAAACGCAAUGGGAAUUCAAAAUGCACAAUUUGGAAUCAAGAAGGAUGGCACUUUAGUAUUUGGAUAUCUAUCGGAGGCGGAUGUCCUGGAUAAAGAGAAUCCAUUUGUUCAACUGGUGAGUGGGGUAGUAUGGCUCCUGCGAAAUGGCACAGUUUAUGUUAAUGAGAGCCAAACAGCUGAGUUUUCAGGCGCUCAGGAAACAGGAUCUUUUGAAUACUUUAUUAAUGUGGUAUCUGCACGAACUGCUGUAGGACAUGAUAAAUACGGGAGGCUCAUUUUAUUCCACGUUGAUGGGCAGACUGGCGACAGGGGGCUAAGUCUCUGGGAGGUUGCCACAUUUUUAAAGAGCCAAGGGGUUAUUAACGCCAUUAAUUUGGAUGGAGGGGGAUCGUCUACUCUGAUAUUGAAUGGAACACUUGCAAGCUAUCCUUCUGAUCACUGUUCAAGUGAUCCCAUGUGGCGGUGUCCUCGAGCUGUUUCCACCAUCGUGUGCGUUCACGAGCCUGAAUGUAUACCUGCUGACUGCAGCGGACAUGGGGAAUGUGUACUCGGAGAUUGCCACUGCAAAGGUGUUUGGUCAGGAGCAGCAUGCAACCUGCUUAAUUGUGGAUCUUUAAACUGCACUGUUCAUGGAAUCUGCUCUGAGGAUGGGUGCCUGUGUGACGCUGGAUGGAUAGGAGCCAACUGUACAGAUGUGUGCCCUCUUGACUUCUAUGGAGAUGGCUGUAGGCAAAAAUGCCACUGCAUGAAGGGUGGGAUUUGUGAUCCUGUUAGUGGAGCCUGUACUUGCCAGCCAGGCUCCCAUGGAGAGUUCUGUGAACAAGAAUGCUCCCUUGGAUGGUAUGGGUGGAAAUGCCAGCAGUCUUGCCACUGCCAUAAUAUGUGCCCCUGCCACCCAGUGACUGGUAGCUGUAACAUCACCCAUGAUUCUAGAUAUAAUGACUCUUUGUACAGAGUGCGUCAAUGUGUAGCUUCAGAGAAGUCUGAAAUCUGGAAAAACAAACAUGGUUUUGAAGAAGAUUUACACUUACUCAAACAGAAAAGUUGGCUGAUCAUGACAAUCACCCUCCUCGUCUUCCUGUUACUGAGUGCGGCGGGAAAUCUUUUCCAAUUUUGCCAAAGAAAUGGAUUCCACGGCGAGUAUUCCUAUCAAAGACUAAAAGAAUUCAACGGGCAAUUAAGUUGUGUUGACAUUCCCGAAAUAACCCCUUUGAAACAGAAUGAAACGUCGUUUGAAGAGGACGACGGGAAUUCGGAAUCUAUGAAUUUUUAGCAACAUUUGCACUUCCAUACCAAUGUGGUCUUUUUGCUGCCUUGUUCUACUUUUGCCAAAGCAGCUGAAUUUUUUCAAUUAAAAGAAAAUGGGGAAACUUGAAUAGAUUUCACGUGAAUUACGCUCUCUGUUGAAGGUCAUCACCCUCAGGUAUUGCAGCACCGUGUAAACCAAAUAUACUAAUGUGGAAGAGUGUAACUAUGUGCAAGUAUACUUCAAGUAUACCCAGUAUACUUCAUGUGCAGAGUUGCCAAGUUGAAGACAGUGAUGAUUUGAAUGUUGUCCUCUUGACAUAUUUGUAUCCGCCUUUUCAUUUCUACCUUAACAUACUUCCUUUCCCUCCAGACCCACCAGCCUCCCAGAAUGACCAGUGCAAAUACAAAGACGAGGGUUGCAGCCAUUGAGAUGUGAACUUUGUAAGACGUUAAGGGGAACUGAUAGGCUAUCAACUACUUGACUUGUUGGUCAGCAAGUCUGGACUAAAAUUCGGAGCCAGUCUUGUUUGGAAUGAGGUUAGGAAUACUUAUUAACAUGCAAAGAAUGGUGGAAGUUUAAUCUUCCACAGACAAAACUAAUGCUUAGUCAGCUGUUAAUUUAUAUACACGAUAAAAGUAUUCUUUGUUGACCAAAGCUGUAUAGGCAAUUGGGGCACUGAUUAUUAGGGCACCUACGCAAGGGAGCAAUGAAAUUAGAUGAAAACUGUGCAUUUUUGAACAUUUAGGCACUUCUUAUUUGUAGUUUAGGUGUAUUUGUGCUUUACAACUCUUUGCGCAAUCAUUUGACCUGAUCCAAAGAAAAUGAAAAUCAACUUAAUACAUCAUGUGUAAAUUGGGACAAAAUAUUCUAUUAAGACUUGGUAAUGAAUGAAUGAAUGAAUAAGUUUAUUGACUAAGUAUUCACAUACAAGGAAUUUGCCUUGGUGCUCCUCCACGCAAGUGACAACAUGACAUAGUGCCAGUGAGGAA